Messenger RNA from Strongylocentrotus purpuratus (purple sea urchin), 1798 nucleotides. Its product is annotated as crk-like protein. The record is from RefSeq and is a predicted model, not a curated record. Bases 344 to 1264 code for a protein of 306 amino acids. Lineage: Eukaryota; Metazoa; Echinodermata; Echinoidea; Camarodonta; Strongylocentrotidae. Gene Ontology annotation, molecular function: protein binding. The transcript has 8 exons.
AGACUGCCGUGCUAUUUAGGAUAAAUAGCCUAUAUGGAAGUUUGGUAGCAAUAAUACACGCAAGUCUAUGACACUUUAUGAACUUCCUGGAACUAUGCAUAGCGUUAUGUGUAUAAUGUCUGUGUGUGAAUUGCCUAUCGGCGACUUCUGACUUUCCGUAAGUCAAGUUUUCACGUCCAAUUUCGUCGCGAUUUCUUUGCCGAUGAGGGUAUCUCGAUAAUUCCACGAGAGAGGAUUUAAUGAACUACGGGAUUUUCUGGUUCUCUGAAAGUGGAAUUUAGUCAAACUUUUCCGAACCCAUCUCGGUCGGACGGACGAUUGCGUGGAAAAGGGUUCGUCAAAAAUGAUGGCGGCCCAGGACGAUAAGGCCCCGUUUGAUGAUAGCAAUAAACAUUUAUGGCACUUUGGUGGUAUCACCCGAUCGGAGACGGACAACCUCCUGAUCCAAAAACGACCCGGGACUUUCCUGGUGCGUGACAGCAGGACGUGUCCAGGCGACUCAGUGCUGUGUGUUAGUGAAAAUAGUAAGGUAUCUCAUUAUAUCAUCACGAGGAAAGCGGAUCAGUUUGUGAUCGGUGAUCAGAUUUUCUCUACGCUACCUGACAUUCUGAACUUCUACCGAGGUCACUAUCUAGACACUACCGUCCUAGUCGAACCGUGUCCCAAGAACAGGAUGGUUCAGCCUCCUCCUCAGCUCCCAGUAUCAUCACCACCGUUGAACGAGAGAAAACCGCCCACACCGAACCCGGAUGUUCCUCCUGUCACUCCUAUACCGCCACCUGCCAUCGUCAGCAAUGCAGAGAGAUUCAGAGUUAAAUAUGACUUCUCAAGUGAGGAUGCCGAUGAUCUACCGGCACAGAAGAACGAGAUUCUGACGUUAAUUAAUCGAGACGAAGCUGAUUGGUGGACGAUGCGCAACUCAAGAGGGCAGGAAGGCCAGUUCCCCGUACCAUGGAUGGAGGCUCAGCUGCCGGUUGAACCACCCCCAGAGGUAUACCGCACUGUCACAUCGUACGGUAGAGCGACGCAGAGAAGAAUUCCCAACGCAUAUGACACGACACAACUUAAAUUUGAGAGAGGAGACAUUGUGAAAAUAAUCAAACAGCAUAUGAGCGGAUACUGGGAAGGAGAACUAGUCAAAGACGGAACUCAAGGAUUCUUCCCAUUUACAUUUGUAGAACUCCUUCCCCCGGAGGAAGCGGAUAGAAUAGGACAGAACGCCAGUCAAAACGGCAUGGAAGGCAACAACUCUCUUCUGAACUGAGCCUGGACUCUUAUCAUAUUAUUUUUGUCGAAACCGCGACUUGAAAUCGCUCGAGGAGAGAAACGUAUGAACGUGCUCCUAUAUUAUGUGUAUAGUAAUCAUCUAUAAUGAACCAAGAAUGAAUAGAUUUGUAACCGUGCAAGGAGUGAUUGUGUGGAGCACUGAAGUGGUGGCAGGAGUGGGAAUCGUGGAGGAUCAGGGAUCAGGAAUGGGAUCAGAAAUGGGUUCAGGAACGGGAUCACGGAGGAUCGGACAGGAGUGGGAUCAUGGAUGAUCGGGGAUCGUUAUGUUGCCAUUGAUAAAGACACGCAAACGGGAGUUUCAGUGUGAAUCGCAUCACAAUUCACCGACAACGAACUUGAUGGCAUCCUCGAUGUAGCAACGAACGAAUCUCGCAUGCAGCGAACUUGUGAUCUAACCUAAAGAUCACUCAGCAUCAUGUCGAUAAGAUAUUUAGAACAGCACGUGGUCCUGGCUCGGACGUGGAAAGUGCGUGGAUGACUUUUCUUUAUGGGGCGGUCCUUGAGAAGUGCA